CACGACAGACUUAUUUGCAAAGAAUUUCUGGAUUGAACUCUGGGACUUGGUUUUCUGAGAUUUGAGUUUUCCAGAGAUCCUGAUUUCAGGAGUUUUGAUGGAGCCUUUGUAUACACCACCUGAGAUCAGAAAUUCUUCUAGCUAUUCAAAUCUUUUUUCAAAUUUAUUCUAGCUAUUAUGAUUAUGCAAUAAUUGCAACUAGACGUAUUUAUACGUCACCGGGAGCCAUAAACUACCAUCAUUUUAUUUUAAAUAUUUUCAUUAGAUAUCUGUAUUAUAACGGGCUAUAUAUAUAUACACAGAAAUCCAAAAGUAUCGAAAAAGGAAAAAAUUGAUCUCGUACUAAUUAUCUGAUAUUUUAGGAAGGAAAAAACCGUUAAGGGAAAAAGUUUAGCAUUAAUUCCAACUGGGGUACGGCUAGAUAUUGGUAAAGUUUCACUGAAAUCGGAGACAAAAUGUUACAUAUUUUUCUUUAAGAAAAUACCAUGAAUAGUCAUUGUAGCUCAUCAUUGUAUAUUAUCUUGACUAAAACACGACUUAGAAUUUUUUCGUAUGUAUUUAUUGUAGUCAUCUACACACGUGUUAUUUUUCUUUUUCUAUGUUAGAAUUCACUUAUUGCAUAUCAGUCUCACUGCUGAUGUCUUUAGAAUAAAGACGGAACGUCUUCAUUUUGAAAUUAAUCAUUUUAACACGAAAAAGGUGAUUUUAUUCUUAAUUUCUAUUAUAAAAUUUUUCACCUUAAACAAAAAUUCACUGAUUAAACGUUUUAUAGAGCGAUAAUGUGUGACAAUGUUAUUAUCACUCUAUAAAACGUUUAAUGAAUUUUUGUGCGUUAUAUAAUGUUUGUGUCAUAUUUUUACACUAUUUUGAGUUGAAAAGUUUUAACAAUGACGAGAGUUCAUUUUCACAAUUCUACAUAUGACAUAAAACCUGAAAGAUAUUCUAUAAAAACUCAUUUCAUCUUAAUUAGAAUGAACAUUAUAGAUUAUCACGCCAUUUGUUGACUUAUUUUAUAUGUCUCUCUCUCUGUUUGACUGUAUAGCCUUCUACAACACGUUUGUCAUCGCAUUUCGUAAGUAAAAUUGUGUCAGUCAGUCGAUUAGUGUGAAAUGAAUGUAGUGUUAAUCGUAAAAUGUAUGUUUUAUUUGAUAAAAAUUAAAUUGAUACACAGACAUACACAUGCUCAUGUAAAUACUCUAAUAUCUAAUAAAUGAUGUACGUCUCUCUCCUUCAUAUCGUUUUUCUCAUUGUCACAUAAUGUUCCUUGCUGUUUGUCAAUAGUUUUUUAUUUGAAACUAUAAUACAUCAUUUCUCAUUAUUAGAAAUCAUCCACAGUUCGAUCACAUUCAGAAAAAAUGCCUGUAUUAAAAGAUAUGAAUGUCACAUUAGAUCAAAUUGGGAAUAGUAAAACAUCAAAAAGUUCAGCAUUAAAAAAGACUGAAUGGCAUCUGGGUAUUCGUUCACAAAGUAAACCACAUGAUAUUAUGAAUGAAGUGUUUAAAGCCAUGAAAAAUUUGGGAAUGGAAUGGAAAUAUUCGAAUAAUAGUAUGUACAGUUUACGUGCUCGACGAAAAGCAGUACAUAGCGAUCGAUAUGUAAAAUUAGGUAUUCAAUUAUAUCAAGUUGAUAAUCGUAGUUAUUUAUUAGAUUUUAGAAAUUUAAAUGUUAAUGACCAAGUUAACCAUACUCUGAUUGAUCAAGCAAAUGAUAAAUCACUUACACAUCAUAAUAUUCAGUGGGAUUUUGAAAGUGAAAAUGGUGAAUCUGAAAAAUAUUUUUCAUUCGCACCGGUUUCAACCACAAUCAAUGAUAAUGAUCAACAUUCAAAUAAUGAUUCAUUAUUUAUCGAACAUGGUAUAUUAGCUUCGCCACCUUCCAUGAACGCUGUUUCUGAAGUUAUGCAAUUUUUUGAAAUGGCUGCCAGUCUUAUUCGUACAUUAGCGCCUGACUCAACCCUAAAACAACAAUCAACUCUGCCAGUGGCAACAGCUACCUCUGCAAUACCAGCAACAUGA
Messenger RNA from Didymodactylos carnosus, 2015 nucleotides. Lineage: Eukaryota; Metazoa; Rotifera; Eurotatoria; Philodinida; Philodinidae. The record is from the annotation of a GenBank genome assembly.